AUGGAGAACAUGAACAUGCAGAACGCACCUCCGCCGCCACCUCUUGGUGGAGGUCAAAUGCCCCCGCCGAUCCCCCAAUUGCCUCCGCAAAUGUUCACGACCGCAGCGCAACUACUUGACUUGACCGACAAAAAACUCAUGGUUUCGCUUCGCGACGGCAGGAAACUGAUUGGUGUCUUGAGAAGUUGGGACCAAUUCGGAAACCUCGUUCUCCAGGACACAGUGGAACGCCUCUUCGCCCAAAAUCUAUACGCCGAUGUCGACCGUGGUCUCUUCCUUGUCAGAGGAGAGAACGUCUUGCUGCUCGGCGAAAUCGAUCUGGACAGAGAUGAUUACGUCCCCCCAACCUUCCAACAAGCACCCCUGGAUCAAGUCUUCGAACUACACAAGCAAGAGCAGGCCCAAAAAAAGAAGCAGGAGAAGAUGAGACACAAGAAGUUGGCCGCCUACGGUUUCGAGGGCGAGCAUUCUGGAGAGGCCAUCUUAUGA
Messenger RNA from Aureobasidium pullulans EXF-150, 489 nucleotides. RefSeq names its product Sm-like ribonucleo protein. The transcript is spliced from 4 exons. Bases 1 to 489 code for a protein of 162 amino acids. Gene Ontology annotation, biological process: deadenylation-dependent decapping of nuclear-transcribed mRNA. Gene Ontology annotation, molecular function: RNA cap binding. The record is from RefSeq and is a predicted model, not a curated record. Lineage: Eukaryota; Fungi; Ascomycota; Dothideomycetes; Dothideales; Saccotheciaceae. Gene Ontology annotation, cellular component: P-body; Lsm1-7-Pat1 complex.